AUGAAUUUAGAUUUUUCUUAACUUAAAGCCUAUACAAAUUCUUAAUUAGCUAUUAGGUUAUUUGUUCUAGGUUAAAAUAAUACUUCCUUAAUACCUUAAAUUAUACCUAAGCUAGAAGAAAAUGGUUUAUGCUUGUAAAAUUAUUUUCAUUUAUUUUAGAGCAGCUGCAAUUUUGGCAGAAAAAAUAAAAGUUUCUUAUUAAAGAGAAGAUUUAAAUUAAGCUAGAAAAUUAAUUACAGAAAAAAAGAAUCAAAUCUAACAAACGAAAAAUAUAUAAAAUCGAAAUGCUUUAAAAGAAUCCUUCAUCUAAUUAGGAGAUUUAUAUUUUAGAUUUGGAGACUUAGGUGAAGCUUAUGCUGCUUAUUAUAAAGCACAUGAAAAUAAUUAAACAUAAGAAGCCUUAGAUUAUGCCAAUUCAUGGGUAACCUGCAUGAUUUUAAGCAAUAAUUAUAUGCAUUAUAAAGUUAUUAAUGUCAAUCCUAAAGAUCAAAAUAUUAAAGCCUAUUAGAAAUGGUUAUUAUUAAGUGCCAUUAGAAAUUAUGUAAGAAUGGAUUACAAGAAUUUUUUAAAUGAUUUGUUGUAAAUUGAUACUAAUAAUCUUGAAUCUGUGGUUUUUAUAACAAGCUAUUUUGAUCUUAGCAAAUAUUUUGCUAUAGCUAGUCUUAUUACUAAAUUACCUAAAGAUGUUAUUGAACUUUUAUAACAUCCUUUUAUAAUUAGAAUACUUGAUGUAGAUCCUUCAGUAUUGGAGACUUUAAAUUGUUAUAUUGACUAUGAUUUUGUACAAUUAAUUAUGAAGUCCUAAUUACUUAUUGUAUUCAUAUUUGAUAUUCUAGGAUGAAUUGUAAAGAGAUAUCAUUUCAGCCCCAGUUCUACAAUAAAUAAAAGAAAAGAUCAUUUAUACUUUACUUAAAUAAGUAUAUAUAUUAAUUUCUAUAAAAAUAGUACAUUAUUAAUUUUAAAAGAAUGUCUUUAAAUUCAUUAGCUAAAUUAUUGAAUAUAAAAGAAUUUUAAGCGCAAGAAUUAGUUGAGAAAUUGAUUAAAGCUGAAAAUCUUAAUUAUGUAAUAGAUCCGAUUGAUAUGAUUGUUCAUGAAAAGUACACUGAUGAAUAAUUGUAAAUACGUCAAUGUCACUAACUUGGAAUAACAGUUUUAAAAACAUUAGAUCAAAAAUAUUUCUAAAUUCUUCAAGAUUAAAAAUGA
Messenger RNA from Paramecium sonneborni, 1203 nucleotides. Lineage: Eukaryota; Ciliophora; Oligohymenophorea; Peniculida; Parameciidae. The record is from the annotation of a GenBank genome assembly.